UUAAAUAUGGCGGCGAAUUCUGUGCCUAGCAUCGAACAUGUUCUUAACCUCCUUGGUGGCUACCGAAUGUCCUUUGCUAUGUUUGCUGCUCUGAAUCAUGGAAUCUUUGAAUAUCUUGAGAAGAGCGAUGAGGGACGAACGGCUGAACAGACAGCAAAAGAUUUGACCCUCGACGAGACUGCCACCACAGUUUUACUCGACACUUGCACCAGCGUGGACCUUCUCGUGAAGGAUAUACCGAACGGAGAAAUGGUGAAUGCUCGCUAUUCAAACUCGGAACACACCAAACGAUAUCUUCUCGCAAACAGUCCAGAGUCGCUGUAUUCAUUCGCUAUACUUAUGUCUUGAAUCGGCACAAAACAUAUCGUAAAUUUUGCGGAACACGUCAUAAAAGAAGGGGAAAAUCAACAGAACACGGAGCAAGUACUUGAGCUGUCGUCAAAAGAACCCUUCGAAAAUUUGUGCAAAACUAAGGAUAAAAUGAUCGCGUUUGGAGAAGCGAUGCAUGCUCUUAUGACGGUGUCCUUACCCACCGUACUUGGCCCCUUCGACCUUUCCAGAUUCAACCAUCUUUGUGAUCUUGGAGGUUCUGGUGGAACAUUGUCCUACGCUGCUGUGAAAUCCUACCCAAAGAUGAAAUCGACUGUCUUCGAACUUCAACAAGUCGUCGACAUCGCCGACCAUUUCCGACCAUCUGCCGAAGAGUGUCCUAACCGAGACAAGGUCACAUUUGUGGCGGGAGAUUUCUUCAAGGAUGACCUGCCACUAGCAGAUCUUUACAGUUUGGUUCAAAUACUUCACAGCUGGGACGAGGAGAAAAUCGAUCUCCUACUGAGUAAAGUUUACGUGAGUCUACCUUCUGGCGGAGGUAUUUUGAUUGGUGCAUUUAUCCCUGACGACGACAUGCGGGGUUCUUCCUUGGACGUUUCCUACAGUAUGCUCAUGCUUUCUGUUUGCCCUGGCGGUCGUGAGAGGUCUGGGAAAGAGCAUGAACAGCUGCUGACCAAACAUGGCUUCGUUGAAAUUCAAUGUCGACAAAGUGGGAUCCCACAUCUUGCCGGUGCGGUGUUUGCAACAAAGCCAUGA
Dendronephthya gigantea is the source of this 1086-nucleotide messenger RNA. RefSeq names its product acetylserotonin O-methyltransferase-like. The coding region runs from base 481 to 1086 and encodes 201 amino acids. Gene Ontology annotation, biological process: methylation. Gene Ontology annotation, molecular function: S-adenosylmethionine-dependent methyltransferase activity; O-methyltransferase activity. The record is from RefSeq and is a predicted model, not a curated record. Lineage: Eukaryota; Metazoa; Cnidaria; Anthozoa; Malacalcyonacea; Nephtheidae. The transcript has 3 exons.